UUUUUCUGUGCCGGAUUCUUAUAAUUAGCAGUGAAGGGUGGGGUUGUGACUGCUGUGAGUUCUGCAGUGUGCAUCAUGACGCAUUGAGAUGCUGAUGUUACUACGGAUACAGGAGGUGUCUCUCAGUGGUAGUCAAGGCUGGGACUCUCAGUAAGGAUCAGGUGGAGGGCAAGCACAGCUGCAGAAGCAAGGGGCUCACGAGUAAACAAAAGUUGGUUAACUGUCAGAGAUCAACAGAACGAGGUAAUGGCUUCAGUAUCCCAACUUGAGAGAGAUAUGAUGGCUAAAGCUCAACGGCAAUAUCCCCAAUGUCAGGAUCCUGUGGAGAAGCUGAGGCUGCAGUGUCUAGCAAGGGGAGCAUCUGGGAUAAAAGGCCUGGGCAGAGCUUUUCGAAUCAUGGAUGAUAACAGGAGCAGUACUUUAGAUCUUGAAGAAUUUUCCAAGGGUCUUCAAAAUUUUGGCAUUUCACUGCAGCCUUCAGAGGUUCUGGACAUUUUCCAUCAGUUUGACACAAAUGGAAAUGGCACUAUAAAUUUUGAUGAAUUCCUGAACUCAAUUAGGCCACCAAUGUCAAAUGCCCGUAGACAGGUCAUACUGGAUGCCUUUAAAAAAAUGGACCGGACUGGGGAUGGUGUCAUAACAAUUGAAGAUCUUAAGGGUGUUUACAACCCCAAAUUUCACCAGAAAUACCGUAAUGGAGAGUGGAAUGAAAGGCAGGUUUUCCAGAAUUUCUUGGACAACUUUGAUUCUCCCAAUAACAAAGAUGGACAGGUGACAGAAGAGGAAUUCCUGAAUUACUACAGCGGAGUGAGCGCAUCCAUAGACAGUGAUGCUUACUUUGUGGUUAUGAUGAAGAACGAGUGGAAGAUUUAGGACCCGUUAAAGAAUCCUCCAAAAAUGAGUCUAUUAGUUUUACUUUGUUUUCCCUUAAGGUGUGUGUACAAAGCAUGGCUUAGAUACAUGAGUUAUAGUUCUUGUCUGAAUAUAGUCACACAACACUAUUUUUCUUUAUAUAUCAAUUGCAAAAGCAAUUAGUUUUGAUGACCUACUUUCAAUUUAGAGAAAUAGGAUACAUUCACAAUAACAUUUGUACACGUUUCAUAGCAAAAUGAUACCAAACAGCUACAUUAUAUAAUCACUUGAUGCACGCUGGUAUGAAUAGCUGGGCAUCAUGUUCAAGUUUUUCAAAGCAACAUUUUAAUUUACUUAAACAACAUUUGGUGUAACAUACACGUUUAUUGUUUUAUGAUGCCACAUCCAUUUUUUUACAUUCCUUGCUAAAUAAUUUGCCAUCUACCUCAACCAUAAGUUGUUUCACUAGUGACUCAAUACCUGUAAAGGGGGCAGGACUAAAAAUAAAAUGGGAAAGAGCCACCAAAGUGCUUUAUAUAAUUACAGAAAGAAUUGGUUAAUUUGUAAGCUCUUUAGGGGCAGGCAACUGGUGUGAAUAUUGUAUAUUGCCAGCGCUCUGUAAGGGUCAUGGCUAUGAAUACUUGAUCUUCACUAAACUGAGAUAGAUUAUAAAUCCCGUCUUUAAUAUUGCUAAGUGCAAUUAAAUAACCUCUGCCUUCAGGUCAUUUAAAGGGGACCCGUCACCCAAACAAAUUAUUCCAAAUCCUAUUUUAUCAUGUUAGUCAAGCAAAAUAAAC
Xenopus laevis (African clawed frog) is the source of this 1649-nucleotide messenger RNA. RefSeq names its product calcyphosine L homeolog (gene caps.L). Bases 247 to 873 code for a protein of 208 amino acids. The record is from RefSeq and is a predicted model, not a curated record. Lineage: Eukaryota; Metazoa; Chordata; Amphibia; Anura; Pipidae. Gene Ontology annotation, molecular function: calcium ion binding. The transcript has 5 exons.